GAGAGACAGUCGGAGAGAAAGCAAAGAGGGGAGGAAAGUAAAAGGAGAAAGCAAAGGUAGUGGUUCCAUGCCACGAACGGGGAUGCGAGCUGGCAUCCUCGAAAUUCGUGUCGUGACGAGAAAUUUCGUUCUCUCUCCUCGAUGAACCACGAGAGAAAGAGAGAGAAAGAGAGAGAAAGAGAGAGGGAGAGAGAAAGGAAGAAAAGACAGACAGAGAGAGAACAAUUUUUUCUAAAUAAAAUCAGGCGAUAACUAACUCGUGUUCGUUCGUGAAAAAAAAAAAAAAAAAAAAGAGAGAAAGUUAAAGGAUUCUUUCGUUUUUACGAGAAAAAAAGACGCGAAAGUUCGACCGAUCGAAAAUCUCGAGGAAUUCUCGUCGCUGAUGCUGCGACGGUCCAGAAGGAAGAAACGUCGUUGAGGAUGCUUCCUAUCGGAUUACGGAAUCGCGUGUGUACUCGAAGGACCGUGAUCUUGAAGGUGUGCGACAUAACGAUGUUCGCGUUGUGACGAGCCGCUUACGGGAAGUAUCCUUUUUCACGUGGAAAUUCGAUCUUGUCGGUGUAUACCCUGACCGUAACUGUUACUAUUACUUCCACUACUCCUACUACUAUUAUUAUUACUACUACUAUUACUACUACUGUUGCUGCUGCUGCUGCUGCUGGUGGUGGUGCUGGUGUUGGUGCUUUAUCUUUUCGUUCUUGACACUCGUGAAUUAAAAGCCUGCAGCGGUACCGAGAGUGAAUAUGUCGUGGCACAAAGAUCUCGCCAGGAGAUGACAUUCUUUCCUGUGCUCUAACAUUUCUAGUCGGGUCGUCGACCAUCGGCAGAAUGCUACCGCGUGGACUGCCAUUAAUAUUUCUUCUUGUGCAGUUAUCUCAUCAUAUCGUUUGGGCUGCGUUGGAGAACACAAGAAUGUUCGACAAACUGGAAAAUGUCACGCAGACCAUAUCGAGAAUACUCGACGGCUAUGACAUUCGAUUGAGGCCGAAUUUUGGCGGAGAGCCACUAUUAGUCGGUAUGGAUUUAACUAUAGCGAGUUUCGAUGCCAUUUCGGAAGUCAACAUGGAUUACACUAUAACGAUGUAUUUAAAUCAAUAUUGGAAAGACGAGAGACUCGCCUUUUCGCAAGAGGAGGAAAUCUUGACACUGAGCGGUGAUUUUGCAGAAAAGAUUUGGGUUCCGGAUACUUUCUUUGCCAACGAUAAGAACAGCUUUUUGCACGACGUAACUGAACGCAACAAACUCGUCAGACUCUCCGGCGACGGUUCUAUCACUUAUGGCAUGAGAUUUACAACGACAUUGGCCUGCAUGAUGGAUCUGCACUACUAUCCUCUCGAUUCGCAGAACUGCACCGUAGAGAUCGAGAGCUACGGUUACACGGUACUGGACGUAGUAAUGUAUUGGAAAGAUACUCCUGUUCGAGGAGUGGAGGAAGCGGAAUUGCCGCAAUUUACGAUAAUCGGUUACGAAACGAACGACCGGAAAGAGAGAUUGGCUACCGGUAUUUAUCAAAGGUUAUCGCUCAGCUUCAAACUCCAACGGAAUAUCGGUUACUUCGUAUUCCAGACCUAUCUUCCGAGUAUACUCAUCGUAAUGCUCAGUUGGGUCAGCUUCUGGAUCAAUCACGAAGCGACCAGCGCGAGAGUGGCCUUGGGUAUCACGACUGUUCUCACAAUGACCACAAUUUCAACCGGUGUGAGAAGCUCCUUGCCACGAAUUAGUUACGUCAAAGCUAUCGACAUAUAUCUGGUAAUGUGUUUCGUUUUCGUUUUUGCUGCGUUACUAGAAUAUGCGGCAGUCAAUUACACAUAUUGGGGUGCAAGAGCUAAAAAAAAAAGCAAAAAGAAGGAUAACGAAGAACAGAAAGUUCUUACUUCGAAAACUGGAAGCAAAGCUACCUCACCUUUCCCCGGUUCAACCGAUGCUGAUAUUAUCGAGCUGCAGGAUCUGAGAAUGUCGCCAUUGCCAAGCAUUAGAAAUAGAUCAGGUUUGAUCAGUGGUUCUUCGACACCUGGCCUUGGGAAACAUCAUGAUCCAGUCAAAUUUCCACCUAGUUUUCGUAUCUCAAGAACAGUUGCCUAUAACACACAUGGUAGAAACAGUGGUCUCAGAUACAGAGGCCCGAAACAAAAUAAACCUAAGGUACUACACGCUAUUCGUAGAGGUGCAUCGGUAUUACGCGUGUCCAUGCCAAAAAUCAAAGACGUUAACGUGAUCGACAAAUACUCGAGAAUCAUAUUUCCUGUCAGUUUCAUGCUGUUCAACGCGAUAUACUGGAUCUUUUAUUUUGUAUGAACGAUAUAAAGAAACGCAGGUACAAAAAACAAAUUGAAUCAUCACUAUUUCGUGUGUACAUACAUACAGAGAGAAAGAGGGAGAAGGAGAGAGAUAUGUUUUAUGCGUUUAUAUGGGACAUCGUGAGAGAGACAGAAAUGAGAACUGUCUCGGAUUUAUGAGAGAAGCAAUAUGUUGGGAUCGAUCGAUCCGUUCUUCGUACUGAAACUAAUAACUACUAUGACGGAAACAAAAAAAAGGAAGAGAAAAGGAAAGAAAAAUAAAAAGAUUGAAAAAAAUAUUUUACGAACGUUCGAGUGUCCUCAAUCGAAAGCUGCCAUAAUUACUUAUCGAUUUACGUAAGUGGUGUUAAGGACUUUGAUCGCAAAUGAAUAUUAUUAUAACUGAAUUCUUAAAUAUGAAAUCAAAUGAUCCUUCGAGAGAGAUAUUACGAAUGAAUGAGGAUACGAUAUUUAAACUGAUUAUUAUUAUAAUUAUAAUAAUAAUGAUUAUAAUAAUAAUUAUCAUUAUUAUUAUUAUUAUUAUUAUUAUUAUUAUUAUUAUUAUUAUUGCGAUAAAAAUGAAUUCUUAACUUUAAUCGAAGAAAAUUAUAACAUAGACGAGAAGAAUAUUCCACUUAAGAUCAAAAGAAAAAGAAAAAAAAAUUGCUUCAAGCGUUAAUCUACGCAUACGCAGAAGUUAUACAAUUCUUUACUGCCAAAUGAAAAUAUCCUCGAGAACGUUCUUACAUAGCAAUAAGAGAGAGAGAGAGAAAGAGAGAGAGAGAGAGAGAGAGAGAGAGAGAUGUAAUUAUCUUCUAAUAUAAAAAAACAAAUAAUCUCUUCAUUAUCGUUUAAAGACGAUCUUCGAUUGCAUAUAUACAUAUGUAAGUAUAUAUAUCUCUGAAACAUAAAAAAUUGUAUACGAUUAUAUUGUACACUUGCAAUCGAGAAAAAACUUUCAUUAUUUUUUAUUCGGUGGAGACUAACAUCAAUCAUAGCAUCUAGAGAUCUUUUGCAUUUCAUCUUAAUUUUACAAUCACUUAAUCUCUAUGUGUAAGAUAUAAAGAUAAAGAAAGCCAAAAAAACAUAAUACAUAUACGUACACACACACACAAAUUAUUCAUGGAAAGUGAGUAGAAAGUAUUUCACAUAGAUUUUCAGUAAGAAUGUAAAGACGUAAUGUAUGUUAAAUAUACAAGCCGAUCGUAUGAAUGAAAGAAAAAAAAUAAGAAAAGAAAAUAUUAUUUUCAGUAAUUAUACGAACGCGCUAAUUGCAUUUACCUGUUCGAACUUUUAUUACUAAUUUUAAGCAAGAUAUAUCAAAACCGAGAAUACAAAAAUGUAAAGAAUUUUCCAUUAUAUGAUUUAUAUUAUCGAUAACGUCGUCAUCAUAAUUAUCACGCGUUGUUAAAUUGUAUAAUCUAAAUUGUAUCCUCGCACAUAAUUUACAAGUAGAACGGUGAUUAUUACUUAAUUAUCAUAUAAUUAUACUUCGACUUAAUCUUUUCUUUACGUUUUUUCUUUUUUUUUUUUGUUCGAAAUAUGUAAUUUUAUUGUAAAGAGAUGUAGAAACAUUACGUAAAUUUAAAUAGCUUCAUGACGUGUAUUUUAUUAAUCUACGUUUCUUGCUUCGCCUUGAUCAAACGAUUCAUCGAUCAAAACGUAAUAGACAUUUAAAUGUAUUUGUACAUUUAAGUGUAUUAAAAUAUACGUUUUAACGUGUGACCAAAAAAAAAAGUAAAGAAACACAUGGUCGAUACAUAAAAUCAAAGGGAUAUCGAUCGAUUAAUAUUUCCUUCUAUCGUAACAAAUUCGGGGGACCUCUGAAUUAUAGAUUGUGAAUAAUGUAGUAUAUAAUAUGAUGUAAGAUAUAUACAUAUAAAGAUGGAUAACAAUUGAAGCGGCACAAAUCUCUUAACCUGCAAAUAAAAAGGAUCUUCUGUACGAAA
This is a messenger RNA of Vespula pensylvanica (western yellowjacket), 4225 nucleotides long. It is a transcript of the gene Lcch3, whose product is annotated as gamma-aminobutyric acid receptor subunit beta-like. Gene Ontology annotation, cellular component: neuron projection; GABA-A receptor complex; membrane. The record is from RefSeq and is a predicted model, not a curated record. Gene Ontology annotation, biological process: chemical synaptic transmission; regulation of membrane potential; nervous system process. The coding region runs from base 829 to 2295 and encodes 488 amino acids. NCBI's taxonomy places the organism in Eukaryota, Metazoa, Arthropoda, Insecta, Hymenoptera, Vespidae. The transcript has 10 exons. Gene Ontology annotation, molecular function: neurotransmitter receptor activity; GABA-A receptor activity; extracellular ligand-gated monoatomic ion channel activity.